Messenger RNA from Venustampulla echinocandica, 1122 nucleotides. RefSeq lists its product as uncharacterized. Gene Ontology annotation, molecular function: saccharopine dehydrogenase (NAD+, L-lysine-forming) activity. Lineage: Eukaryota; Fungi; Ascomycota; Leotiomycetes; Helotiales; Pleuroascaceae. The coding region runs from base 1 to 1122 and encodes 373 amino acids. Gene Ontology annotation, cellular component: cytoplasm. The record is from RefSeq and is a predicted model, not a curated record. The transcript has 8 exons.
AUGGCGUCAAUCAACCUUCAUCUUCGGUCCGAAUUGGGCAAGGCAUUGGAACAUAGAAGUGCCCUCACCCCAACUACAACUAAGAAGCUCAUUGAGGCUGAUUAUCGGGUCAAUGUCGAGCGCAGCCCACAGAGAAUCUUCGACGAUGAGGAGUUUGAGAAGGCGGGUGCGACUCUCGUUGAGGAGAAUACCUGGCGCAAUGCUCCCAAGGAUACCAUUAUCAUCGGCCUCAAGGAGCUGCCGGUCGAGGAAUUCCCUCUAGAGCACGUCCAUGUCCAAUUCGCCCACUGUUACAAGGAACAAGGAGGAUGGGAGACGGUCCUGGCUCGCUUCCCACGAGGUGGUGGAACUCUACUAGAUCUCGAAUUCCUACAGCACGAGGAUGGACGUAGAGUGGCCGCUUUUGGAUACCACGCUGGAUUCGCAGGAGCUGCGUUGGCACUUGAAAACUGGGCAUGGCAACUCACCCACCCAAAAAACGAGCCCUUCCCAUCGGUAUCGAGUUAUCCUAACGAGAACGACUUGAUCGCAGAUGUCAAGAAGGCGAUUGCACAAGGAUCAGAGAAGACCGGCAAGGCACCAAGAGUCCUUGUCAUUGGAGCCUUGGGUAGAUGUGGUAGUGGUGCAGUCGAUUUAUGCUUGCGUGCUGGUGUUCCGACUGAGAAUGUGAUCAAGUGGGAUAUGGCGGAGACAGCUAAGGGUGGCCCAUUCCCAGAAAUUAUCGAGAGUGACAUCUUCGUCAACUGCAUUUACCUCACCUCUAAGAUCCCCAAUUUCGUCGACAUGAAGUCGCUAGAUACCCCAGGCCGCAAGCUGUCCGUCGUUUGCGAUGUGUCAGCAGAUACGACUAACCCAAACAACCCGAUCCCUAUUUACACGAUUGCCACUACAUUUGACAAGCCGACGGCCCCUGUAGAGGUCAAGAAUGAUCCCCCUGUCACGGUUAUUUCCAUCGACCAUUUGCCAUCACUUCUACCACGUGAGGCAUCCGAGAGCUUUAGUGAGGCACUUCUGCCGUAUCUCCUCGAGCUCAAGGACUGGAAGCACAAUCCAGUUUGGAGCCGUGCGGAUAAGUUGUUCAGAGAGAAGGUGGCAACACUACCAAAGAGUGCUUUAGAGUAG